Morus notabilis is the source of this 1185-nucleotide messenger RNA. RefSeq names its product probable glycosyltransferase At3g07620. The transcript has 4 exons. Lineage: Eukaryota; Viridiplantae; Streptophyta; Magnoliopsida; Rosales; Moraceae. Gene Ontology annotation, molecular function: glycosyltransferase activity. Bases 1 to 1185 code for a protein of 394 amino acids. The record is from RefSeq and is a predicted model, not a curated record.
AUGAUCAGUUCUAGUAAGAUUGAUCUGGCGAAGCUUGAAGCUGAUCUUGCCACAGCUAGAGCAUUGAUAAGAGAAGCAACGAAGAAAGUGAACCAGACAAAGAAAUCUUUUCUUGAAGAUGCAGAUUAUGUUCCACAAGGAGAAGUUUACAAGAAUGCUUAUGCCUUCCAUUGGAGUUAUCUUCUAAUGGAGAGAGUGUUUAGGAUAUUUGUGUAUGAAGAAGGAGAGCCACCAAUAUUUCACAAUGGUCCUUGCAAGAGCAUAUAUUCCACGGAAGGAAUGUUCCUUAGCUUUAUGGAAACUGAUAUUCAUUUCAGGACUUGGGAUCCCGAUGAAGCCCAUGUUUAUUUCCUUCCCUUUAGUGUGGUGAUGAUGGUGAAAUACCUAUUUGAUCCCAUUAUCCGUGACAAAGCUGUCCUUCAACGCACUGUCGUUGACUAUGUCCAAACUAUUUCUCACAAGUACCCUCAUUGGAAUAGAAGCCUUGGUGCUGACCAUUUCAUGCUAUCUUGCCAUGACUGGGGUCCAAGAGCAACAUGGUACGUCCCACAACUCUACUACAACUCAAUAAGAGUCCUAUGCAACGCCAACACGUCCGAGCACUUCAACCCCAAGAAAGACGCCUCCUUCCCCGAAAUCAACCUCAAGACGGGCCAAAUCUCCUCCCUCACCGGCGGCUCCCCCCUCUCUGACCGCAAAACCCUCGCCUUCUUCGCCGGCCAACGCCACGGCCGAAUCCGCCAGGUUCUAUUCCACCACUGGAAAGAAAAAGACAGAGAUGUCAAAGUCUACGAAACUCUCCCCAAAGAAAUCUCCUAUGAAAAGAUGCUGAGGACGAGCAGGUUCUGCCUUUGCCCCAGCGGCCACGAGGUCGCAAGCCCCAGAGUUGUGGAGGCGAUCUACGCCGAAUGCGUCCCCGUGCUGAUCUCGCAGCAAUAUGUCCCCCCUUUCAGCGACGUUCUGAACUGGGAAUCGUUCGCGGUCUCGGUUUCGGUGGAGGAGAUUCCAAAGUUGAAGGAGAUCUUGUUGGGAAUUUCCCUAGUUCAGUAUGAAAAUUUGAGGAGGAAUGUGAAACUGGUGCAAAGACAUUUCGUUUUGAACGAUCCUCCGAAAGGAUACGACGUUUUUCACAUGAUUCUUCAUUCGAUUUGGCUAAGGAGAUUAAAUGUCAGAAUUAGUGCCUAA